GUUCCUCUCUCUCCCUCGUCGCAACCAUGCCACACUCCACUCUCAUCCCCGUCCUCACUCUGCCACAUCCCGUCGUGCUCCUGCCCACUGCACGAAUACAGCUGCCGCUUGACGAGGCCACAGGCACGCGACUCAUUGAGCUCGUCCAACGCUCCGACGUGCAACCUGUCGUCGGCACAGUUCCUUGCACUUCGUCGUCCACCAUUCACUCCUGGGGCACCGCAGCUCGCGUUGUGCGCAUCGUCAGGCCAAUCUCUCAGUCGUCCAAGCGGCUGUACCAUGUUACUCUUCACGGCCUUUCACGGAUACACUUCCCGGACACCAAGUCCCAAGCUCCGUUCAGUCCCAAUGAGCUCAUUGAGCUCAAGGCCGAGUACCCCAAGGCCGAUGGCCCGUCAUCACAGGAGAUCAUCAUGCCCUUCCGUGCAGCAGCCUCCAAGCUCCUCGAGAGCUUGGCCCAGGAUGCGACCCAGCAGUCCCGGAGGGACGUGUACGUCAAGAUAUCUCAUAUGAUCGAGGAGGUCUCCGAUGAUCGUGCACCAUGGAUGGCAGACGUCAUUAUUGCCAGUAUCAACAAACUAGAGUACGAGGACAAGCUCGACUACUUGUCUGCCGCCGGAUCAGACCAACGCCUCCGACGCGCGACAGAGCUCUUCGUGAAGCAGGCUUCCAUUUCAGAAGUCACGAAGAAGAUAGCGCAGUCCAUCGACGAGUCCCUCUCGAAGCAGCAGAAGGAAUUCUUCCUCCGCCAGCAGCUCGCAGCCAUCCAGCGCGAGCUCAACAACCUCAACCGCUCUUCGUCUGGCGGAACAGGCUCUGAAGCCCCCAACGGUUCCCGGUCCGGCUCUGAACUGGACGACAACGAGCAGUCAGAGGCCGAAGACAUGGCCGAAAUUCGGAACAAGAUCGAGGCUAUGGCGAAGGAUAGUGAGGAGCGCAAGAUGGCCGUGAGGGAAUGGAAGAGGCUUCAACGCAUACCGUCUGGCAGCGUCGAGCAUGGCGUCAUCCGAAACUACCUCGAAUGGCUGACCUCGAUCCCCUGGCCUUCAUCUGCAGCCUAUGCGAAUAUAACGUCCUCUGACAAGCUCAAAGACCGUGCCUUCCUCACCAACGCCCGCAAGCAGCUCGAUGAGGACCACUACGGGCUCGAGAAGAUCAAGAAGCGGCUUAUCGAGUACCUCGCCGUCGUCCGCCUCAAGCAGCUUCAGGCCGAACGCGAGCACAACCUGCCCGCCCUAACAUCCACCAGCCGAACAUCCUCGUCGAAUGGCGGAGGCGAUAGCGGGAACGCGACAUCCGCAGUUCCCCGCCGAUCAGAAGGUGACGCGACCUCGCGCGCAUUGGCGCUAAUAUCGAAGGCGCUGAACUUUGGGCAAUGUGAUUCUGCAGAGGCAAAGGCUCAGGUGACGGACGCGUCGGUGAAGCCGGACGCUCCUGCGCACGCACCACCCCAGCCCUCGGGCUCGGGCCCGGGUGAGGCGCCGCGGAGGGGUCUUAGCUCGAAGGCCGUGAAAGGACCCAUCCUCCUGUUCGUCGGCCCGCCGGGGACGGGGAAGACCUCUCUCGGACAGUCGAUCGCACGAGCGCUCGAUAGACCGUUCCAGCGCAUCUCGCUGGGCGGUGUGCGAGACGAGGCGGAAAUCCGCGGUCACAGGCGGACAUACGUCGCGAGCGGCCCUGGGUCUAUUGUCCAGGCGCUCAGGAAAGCCGGCCGGCCAGAUCCUGUCAUCCUCUUGGACGAGGUGGACAAGAUUGGUCAGGGCAACUUCCAUGGCGAUCCUGCGGCGGCGUUGCUCGAGGUCCUGGACCCGGAACAGAAUCAUUCGUUUAACGAUCAUUACAUCAAUGUCCCUAUUGACCUGAGCCAAGUGCUUUUCAUCUGCACAUCAAACUCGCUCGACACGAUCUCCGCGCCGCUGCUCGACCGUUGCGAGAUCGUCCAGCUGUCAGGCUACACCUACAACGAGAAGAUGCACAUUGCCCGCAAGUUCCUCCUGCCCAAGCAACUUCGUGCCAAUGGCCUCACCCCCGAGCACGUCGCGCUCACCCAGCCCGCGCUGCUACACAUCGCGACGCACUACACGCGUGAGGCUGGUGUGCGGUCACUUGAGCGCGCCAUCGGCGCUGUCGUCCGCCAUAAGGCCGUCGAGUGGGCGGAGUACUCGGAUAGCGCGGGCAUCCAUGACAUCGCGCAGCUCCCGCCGAUUGAGGUGCAGCUGAGCGAGGCGGAGAGGGCGAACACGAAGGGGCGGACGUACAGGAAGGUCGUGGAGGAGCACGAGCUGGAGAAGAUCCUCGGCAUCGCGAGAUGGGAUGAGGAGGAGAUGCAUAGGGAGGAGAGGAGAGGACUUGUGUAUGGGUUGGUCGUGACCGGCAUGGGCGAGGGCGGGCUGCUGCCCAUCGAGACGUCGGCCGUGCCGGGCAGCGGGAAUUUGAAGUUGACCGGCAGCCUGGGAGACGUCAUUAAAGAGAGCGGCGAGCUCGCGCUGAGCUGGGUCAAGAGUCAUGCUUACGACUUGUACAUCACGAAGCUGCGAUCGCAAGACCCGCUUAAGCACCCGGACCCGAUCGACAUUCACCUCCACUUGCCGUCGGGCGCCGUCAAGAAGGAUGGUCCUUCGGCCGGCAUCGCCAUGACCUGCGCCUUCGUCUCGCUCCUGACGGGAGCCUGUGUGCCCAGCAACGUCGCCAUGACCGGCGAGGUGACCCUCCGCGGACGCGUCGGCCCAGUUGGUGGCAUCAAGGAGAAGGUCCUCGGGGCGCACCGUGCACAAGUAAACAAAGUCAUCCUCCCAUGGGCGAAUCGCAAGGACGUCGAGCACGACGUGCCGCUCGAGGUGCGGGCGGACAUCCAGUUCGUGUUCGUGCGCACGAUGGAAGAGGUGCUCGAGGCUGCCUUUGGCAAGGGCGUCCUCAACUGGAGGCGCAGUAUGGUCGUCAUGGAGAGCAGACUCUAAGAAGUCUUACAGGCUCCUUCGGGAGACUGGAUGAGACAUCUGAUUGGAUUAAGAUUAAGAUCGUAGGCGUAUCUGUUGACCGCACUAGGAUCAGGGACUUUGACUUUCUUGAGAGUGUUUGAAGCGGAUAUGAAUUAGUGGAGGCACUGUGGCUCAGGGUCAGCACAUAGUACUGACCUUUCCAUAAUAUAUAUUCAUCAUACGGCACCGGCCGGUCAAUUCCCUCCUUAAGUUCUAGUUUAGUUCGAUGGUUGUCUAUUAUCG
Molecule: messenger RNA, 3221 nt
Organism: Dichomitus squalens LYAD-421 SS1
Lineage: Eukaryota; Fungi; Basidiomycota; Agaricomycetes; Polyporales; Polyporaceae
Product: ATP-dependent protease La
Exons: 8
Coding region: 27-2957 (976 amino acids)
Biological process (GO): protein processing; protein catabolic process; protein targeting to peroxisome
Cellular component (GO): peroxisomal matrix
Molecular function (GO): ATP-dependent peptidase activity; ATP binding; ATP hydrolysis activity
Source: RefSeq, a predicted model, not a curated record